AUGAAUAGAAUAAAAUUUAAAGUGAAUGGCGUCGAAUAUUCAGUGGGAUGCGACUUUACUUCAGAUGUGAUGCUAUUGGACUAUUUGCGAGACCACAUCGGUCUUCGCGGUACUAAGUACAUGUGUCGGGAAGGUGGCUGUGGAGGGAAGAAAGGCUACCAUGAGCUCCAGACGACACUGGCGGAGAAAAAUGGCUCCCAAUGUGGCUACUGCUCACCUUCUUGGGUCAUGGCCAUGAACAGUCUCCUUCAAGCUAAUCCAAAUAUCACGAUGUUGGAAGUAGAGAAAUCUUUAAGCAGUCAGACUUGCCGCUGUACUGGCUACAGACCUAUACUAGAUGCUUUCAAAAGUUUCGCUGCAGAUGCUCCCAGACAAAUCAAACUCUUGGACAUAGAAGACCUAAAAAUCUGUAAUAAAACAGGAGAAACUUGUAACAAGGGUAACAGCUGUGAAGAUAAUGAGUGGUGCUUCUUAGAUCAAGAAGACAGUAAUGACGUUAUUGAGAUUCAAUUAAAGGACGAUAGGAUUUGGUUUGGAGUUCAAAAAGUCAAAGACAUAUUUAAAAUUUUCAAAAGGGAAGGCGAUAGCUCUUACAUGCUUCUAAGUGGAAACACAGCUCGAGGCAAGUAUCCUAUGGUAGCCAGUGGCGACGAUUGCAGGCAACCUUAUGAUGAAGAACCAACACAACGGGUUCGCGUCAGACGUUUUCUUGCUUUUGGAAAUGAUAGGGGCACAAGUCAAUAUACCGUAAGGAUAGUAUUUGGAGGACUUUCACCUAAAUUCGUCCGUGCUUCUUCCACUGAACAGUUCUUAAUUGGAAAAAAGUUGUUCACUAAUGAGACUUUAACAUCAGCACUCAAAAUUAUGCAGCAAGAGCUGGUAGUUGAAGAGAAUCCUCCAGAUCCAUCAGUGGAGUAUAAGAAGAAAGCAGCUCUGGGGCUAUUUUAUAAAGGUCUUCUAGCACUCUCACCUGAGACUAACUUGAAUACUCGCUAUAAGUCGGGAGCAACGAACUUGCAUGAUGAGCGUCCAGUUUCUAGAGCUGCUCAAGUUUUCGACACCAACACAACGGUCUGGCCUAUUAAUAAACCUAUUCAAAAAGUGGAAGCUUUGAUACAAUGUGCAGGGGAGGCUUUCUACACUGAAGAUUUGCCAAAUUUUCCUGACGAAGUAUACUGUGCUUUUGCUCUGAGUACAGUUGCGCUCGGAGAUAUUGUUUCUAUUGAUAGCAGCAAAGCGUUGGCAUACCCUGGAGUAAUAGCCGUCUACACAGCAGAAGAUAUUCCAGGAAUAAACUCCUUCACUCCACCUGAUUCAUUUUUGUAUUCAGCCAAUGAAGAAAUAUUAGCCAGUGGUACAGUCAAAUAUUAUAACCAGCCAAUGGCCAUAGUUGUAGCCAAGAGUCGUUAUAUAGCUGACAGAGCUGCUAAAUUAGUGACAGCCACUUAUGCUAAUGUUAAAGACCCACUGCUAGAUGUAAAACAGACUAUAAACAACUCUGAAAGGAGUACACAAUUUACGAACAUUGCCGCAACAGAUACUGGUACAGAUGUCGUAGAAGUAAUAAAAGGAUUCAAUGAGGUUCAUGGGCAGUAUCAUUACGUCAUGGAAACUUUAACUACAGUUGUGAAGCCAUCUGAUGAGGGACUGGAAGUAUACUGUUCUACCCAGUGGAUGGAAGGUGUGCAACUAAUGAUAUCGAGAGCUUUGAAUUUGAGUCAAAACCAGGUUGAUGUUCACACCCGUCGCUGCGGAGGAGCGUAUGGUUUGAAAUUAUCUCGUAGUAGUCAAGGAGCUAUAGCUGCUGCUCUCACAGUACAGAAACUAAAUAGACCUUGUCGAUUUAUUCAGUCUCUGACUACUAACACCAGAGCCUUGGGUAAGAGACUGCCAGCCUGUGCCGAUUUUGAGGCUGGAGUAAACAGCACCGGAGUCAUACAGUACAUUAACUAUGAAAUACACGAAGACAACGGAUAUAAAAAGAAUGAACAAUUUACUCAACUUGGAGAGGGCCAAUUUAAUAAUGCCUACAACAGGGCUCGUUGGAACUAUACAAGCUUUGAUUCUAUUACUGACACUGCGAAGAAUACAUGGGCAAGAGCACCAGGGACUUUGGAACAUGUUGCGAUGGCUGAAUUGGUGAUGGAACAAAUAGCUUACGAGAUGAAUCUAGAUCCUCUAGAUGUAAGGCUAGCUAAUUUAGAUUCACAAUACGCCAAUGAUAUCAAAGAAAUGGUUGAUUAUUUAAAGAUUCAUGCCGAUUAUCCAAAAAGACGCGAAGCAGUCAACAAAUUUAACACUGAAAACCGAUGGAAGAAAAGGGGUCUAAGGUUCGCUCUUUUGCGAUGGACACCAGUAGGAGGGAUAAAUCUUUACAUUAAUUUAUCAGUUUAUCGUGGAGAUGGUUCUGUAGUAAUAACACAUGGUGCCAUAGAAAUGGGACAAGGUAUCAAUACUAAGGCAAUUCAAAUUGCAGCUUACUUGCUAAACAUUCCUGUAGAGAAAAUUAUAGUAAAGGAGAAUAACACGGUAAUAGCGCCAAACUGUGCCCUAUCCGGAGGAAGUAUUAUGAAUCAGAAUGUUAUACUGGGGGUAAAACGAGCUUGUCAACAACUUCUUGAUAGAUUAAAACCAAUAAGAGACACGAUGGAUAAUCCUACAUGGGAAGAGCUGAUAACCAAAGCGUAUAAUAGUAAUGUAGAUUUGCAAGCUCAUGGGUUUACUAGGACUGAUGAGGCGUAUCCUUUCCCAGUUUAUGGAGUAACUUUGGCUGAAGUUGAAGUAGAUAUAUUAACUGGGCAGUCUGAGUUACUUAGAGUAGAUCUCUACGAAGAUGCUGGACAAAGCGUUAGCCCAGAAAUUGAUAUCGGUCAAGUGGAAGGUGCUUUUAUGAUGGGUGUAGGAUACUGGACUUCAGAGAGACUAAUUUACUCUCCAACCGGAGAGCUCCUUACCGACCGGUCCUGGAACUACCAUGUGCCCUUAGCUAGAGAUAUACCUCGGGAUUGGAGGGUCUAUUUCAGGAAGAAUUCUUAUAGUGCAGAUACUGUUUUCGGGUCUAAGUUGUAUCAAAUUGAAAGUUUUUUAGGUAUUGGCGAGCCCCCAAUAUGUAUGGCAGUUGUUGUGGCUUUCGCUCUGCGGGAAGCUAUCGUCGCAGCUAGACUGGAAGCAGGCAUUCCUACAACGCAGUGGUACCAAGAAGGUAUUGGAGAGCCACCAAUGUGCAUGGCUGUCGUUGUUGCUUUUGCCCUGAUAGAAGCCAUUGAAGAAGAAGAAGUGUCGUUGGAAUUCCCGACUCCAGUCUAG
Molecule: messenger RNA, 3306 nt
Organism: Spodoptera exigua (beet armyworm)
Lineage: Eukaryota; Metazoa; Arthropoda; Insecta; Lepidoptera; Noctuidae
Source: the annotation of a GenBank genome assembly